GAGGCCCCGCCUAUUUCGUGAGGCCACGCCCCCCUCCCGGGAUCCGAGCACCGGAAGUGACGAGCAGGAGGCGGAAGUGGCUGAGGGCGCGGAGUGAGGAUGGAGUCCAGAGGAGCUUCUUCUCUUUUGAAAGACAGUAUCCCAAUUACUGAUUUUUCACUUCCUGGAUCAUUUGAAGGUCAUGGUCUGCGCAGAGGGUUUCCUUGUGUGAAAAAUGAGUUGGUGCCCAGCCACCCACUGGAGUUGUCAGAAAAAAAUUUCCAGUUAAAUCAAGAUAAAACAAACUUUGCCAUGCUGAGAAAUAUUCAAGGACUCCACGCGCCCUUAAAGCUGCAGAUGGAACUCAGAGCAGUGAAACAGGCCCAGCGUCUCCCAUUUCUUCACAGCUCAAACAUGGCACUGGAUACUCUGAGAGGAAAUGAUGAAUGCAUCGGUUUUGAGGAUAUUCUUAAUGAUCCUUCACAAAGUGAAGUUAUGGGUGAGCCCCACAUGAUGAUGGAAUACAAACUUGGUUUAUUGUAACAAACUGUACUCCAAAAUGUUUUGUGUGUGUCUUUAUACUGCAGAUCUAAAUAUGUGAUCACUAAAUUGACACUCAGUGUUAAACAGUCAUGCAGAUAUCAUUUGCCUUCCUUGGUGAAAAGGCAUAUUAAAUGUUUAAAGUCCAUACAUUGUUCUGUGCUUGUUGUCAAUUAUAUACAUGUAACCAGACAGCUUAAAUAAUGUCUCUUCAUACACUGCUCAGGAUAAGUCUCUUAGUUAUGGAAAUGCUAUACAUGUGUACAAGAAAUCCAAGAAGUACCCAUGCGUUUUAAAAGUGAUUAUUGUAGGUAAAUGCAUUUAAUGGAUGUUCUUGCAGAAGAACUUUUUAAGGAGAAAACAAAGACGUUUUCCAUUGAGUAAUGCUUUGUUCGUGAAAACUUCCAUACACUUUUUUAAGCAUUGAAUAAAAGUUUGCUAUAAAUGCUGUUGUAUUCCAAAAUAUAAUUAAUUGUGAAUCAUGGAUCUCUUAUCCACAACACAGUGUUGUUACUUUUUCUUGCCAUUACUUUAAAGAUCUUUAAUUUCUGCACUGCCAGUGGAAUCCUGCUGCAUGCAUUUCCUCCCUCCUGUUAAGGCAGCUGGAGUGGUUUGGCACUGUAGGCAACCAAAGAAUAACCAGACAGACUUUUCCAGUCCUUAUUGUAUUGCUUGUGAUGGACAGACACCAUAUGUCUGUGACCACCCCCUCUGUGUUUUUACUAAUGGAACAAAAGGGGCUGUGGUUCAAAUGGCCAAUCUCUUGUCAUCUGCAGAGAGUGUGAAACAAUACUUCUAAGGCAGGAAUUAUUUUAUCCAGCAGAUUUUUAUUACUCUUAGGUAAAGUGCUAAGUGCAUUGUUAUAGAUGAUGUUAGCAGAAAUGAGAAAUGUUGCUACAAACCUGU
Molecule: messenger RNA, 1425 nt
Organism: Meleagris gallopavo (turkey)
Lineage: Eukaryota; Metazoa; Chordata; Aves; Galliformes; Phasianidae
Source: RefSeq, a predicted model, not a curated record